UCGAAAUAAAAAUGAUAUGUUUGGAUUUCUUGUUCACUAAUAAUUGCUUAUGACCAAACAAAACUUUUAAGGUACACGUAGCUGAGAAGUUAUUUCUUGACCACCUAUCCUCCUUAAAACACAAAUAGGUUAAUGAAGAAAGUUUCACUCAUAAUUAAUAAUAUUGAAGUUUAAGGAAAAACCCUAUGUUUUAAUGCAAUUGGAUUUGGCUCUGGUAGUUCUAAACUAUUAAAUUUGUCCAAGAUACUAUUGAACAACAUAAGUGUAGUGUCAAUAAAGGGUUUCUUGAUUCUAAGGCGGAUAUUCGAAUUCUGUUUGAAAAGAGUAGUUCAUAUAAAUAAUGAGAUUAUACUUUUAAUUAUAGUGUAUCCACGGGAAAUCUUACCUAAUUCUUCUUUCUGAUUACUCUCAUGACACAUGUACCACAGCCUUGUCACAGCUUGCAUAUUUCUUGCUCGAUUUUUUUCAUGUCGGUCAGUGAAUAUUUGAAAGGGUUUUUUUUUUCUUCAUGUAAACUGGUCAUUUGUAUGACCAGUAUUCUUGAUGUAUUCAGUCUUAAGCAUGGGAGAAAUUACUACAUGUAUAAUGUAUGCGUGUAUGCUAGGAUAUGCUUGGUCGGACACAUACACGGGCAUAGUCUUUCCGUCAUAUGACGGCCACAAACCAAACACCACUAUCCUGGUAGAUUCAUCCGAUACUGAAAUCUCAACAAUCCUUAUAGGGAACAAAUCUACAGAAAAACAAGGUGCUUUCAAUAUCAGUCUAACAGAUGAAUUUUCAAAUUUACCAGGACGAUUUCAGAUAAAAGCGUCUAGGAAUGCUAGCAUAAUCAUGGAAACAGAGGAUCAGAAUUACUUUUAUCAGACAAAACUGAAAAACACAGAGAACUUAGGAAACGAGUACAUGCUGAUAUCAAACAGCAAGGCCAAUUGUUUCAUUUCGCCAAUUCUGGAAAAUAAUGCAGACAUUGAUAUAAUAGUACCAAGUGAUUUGCAAAACAAAAUAAUAAUAAAUGGUUCUCAAAGCAUAAACUCGCCCUACAAGUUGCUUAAAGAAGCAUUCAUUCAGAUCGAAAGCGAGGCAAGAUUACAUCACAUGAUGAUCAAUUCGAACAACGAUCUAAUUGUGUUUUGCAGAGACUCGUCUGUAUUUCAGCUACUACCUCUGAGGUUUUGUGGUAAAUAUUUCGAGAUAUCAUGUGAAAGUGUGAAUGUUAAUGGUGCCCUUUGUAAUGUAAGUAUCCACACAGUGAAAAUGAAAAGUCAAUUGAUCUCCAUAAACGGAUUCAACUACACCGUGUUCGAUAUUUGGACCGUUUCCUUGAAGAGCGAUAUGCAAAUAACAGUCCAUGCUGAAUUUGACAUUUGUGUUUUAUUCACAGAGCAGUUCGGAAAUGGUCCAGUGGGUAAAGUUGUUAGAACGACGAUGCUAAGUUCAUUACCGAAGCAACCAAAAUUCGAUGUCACAUCACCUGUUUUUACUUUGUCAUACUUCAACUUCCAAAGAUUACCUCAAACAAAGAAUACAGAUGGUAUAUCAGUAAAUGGAAAACUAGAAUCGCUUUUCACUGGCAUUAGAAAAUGGACGACGGUGAUAAGAAAGAAGUCAGUCCCUUUGUCCUCAUUCACACUGAAUACAACCCUCCUGUCUGACACACCAAAAUUUACCACUUCUUCUCGAGUUUCAUCGUAUCCAAACAUAUGCAUCUAUACCUGUACUGAAUUUAAUGGAACCUUUAAUGCUUCCUUCCGGUCAAGUACAAGUCCAACAGAGGAAUUAACAUCGCGCCUAAAAGUCAACUUAUCACAGUUGUCUUCCGUGACGAGACGGAAGUCUUGCGCCAUUGACAACAGAACUUCAGCACAACAAAUUGGUUACGUUGGAGCAGUCGCAAUAAUAUUUACCCUGGGAUCCAUCAUAUUACUGGAUGUAAUAGAUCUUUAUCAUAAAUUUUGUCACAAAUUGAAGAAAAGCACAUUUACGCACACGCGAUUAAAAAAACGACGGGCAUUGAAUAGAGACAUAAAAUUUACUUAAUUACAUGUAUACAUUGAAAUGUAUUUAAUAAUAAACAUGUGAUAAAUAAAUAUAACUUAAACAUUAUCAAGUAGUUAUAAUAAAGGAUAUACUGAAUGUAUAUUACUACUAAAGUAUAACAUUAUAAAUAUAAAUAUAUUGUUUCAUCAGAAAAUGUAUCUCAAAUGUGUUGAGCAAAAAAGUUGUCCUUGAUGGCUCUACUUCUUCACUAUAUGUAACAACUAGUUCGAUUCAACCCCCCCCCCCUCCCCCGGAUCAGUACUAGGACCAUUUCUAUUUUUAUCAAACAUUAAUGAUAUUAUAUACAUGUGUAAGUAAGAUAACACUCUCACGAACUAAAAAUAGCCAUUAGGGGAACAGACACACAUGAGACAUAUACAGUCAGGUACAUCCCUUAUUGCUCACACGCUCGUGUUUUUGUUCUCUUUUGUUUGUACUUGUUUAUUGUAUAAAGGACCAAUGUAUGAUUUGCUAAAAAUUAUAACCUUUCCAUCUUAAACAAAACAAUAGUUAUGAAGGUGUUGACUCUCUUCCCAUUUUUCUAUGGCUGACGAAAUCAAGUGAUAGAUUUAUAUUUAAAACAAGGCAUUACGUAGGAAAAUUAAUAUUUUUCCAUCAGUUUGAAUCUAUUAUCUUUGUUACGUGAUCGAAUUCAUUAUUGUUUUUCAAACAUAAAGGUUAAAAAAAAACUUUUAUUAGUAAACAAAUACAUCCGU
Molecule: messenger RNA, 2753 nt
Organism: Magallana angulata
Lineage: Eukaryota; Metazoa; Mollusca; Bivalvia; Ostreida; Ostreidae
Exons: 2
Coding region: 544-2037 (497 amino acids)
Source: RefSeq, a predicted model, not a curated record